This is a messenger RNA of Lineus longissimus, 12208 nucleotides long. Its product is annotated as BCL2/adenovirus E1B 19 kDa protein-interacting protein 3-like. The record is from RefSeq and is a predicted model, not a curated record. NCBI's taxonomy places the organism in Eukaryota, Metazoa, Nemertea, Pilidiophora, Heteronemertea, Lineidae. Gene Ontology annotation, biological process: mitochondrial outer membrane permeabilization; positive regulation of apoptotic process. Bases 86 to 646 code for a protein of 186 amino acids. The transcript is spliced from 5 exons. Gene Ontology annotation, cellular component: mitochondrial envelope; mitochondrial outer membrane; nucleus.
CAAAGUAUCGUGGCUGAAUUGACAGAUUUGAUACGCGCUAUAACGACAAUUUUCGCUUAUUUCGCCAGGUUUCGACAGUCACAUUAUGACUGAUUCGAGGAUUAACGCCCAGGAGGAGAAUUUAAACGAUUCCUGGGUGGAGCUCCACUACCAAAACCAUGGUCAUGGCCCUGACCAAUCGGGCGUGACAAGUGUCCACUCUGUACACAAUGGUAACAUGGAGCGGCUGCUGAUGGAGGCUCAGCGAGACUCAUCAUCAAAAGCCUCAAGCAACGCAUCAAGUCGCGGUGCAUCAAGUCGUGGCAGCCCUCGGGGUCCACACAGUCCUAACAGCGAGUUAGCUACAGGAGAAGUAGGAAAGGAGAUUGUCGUAUCAGACUGGAUCUGGGAUUGGUCCAGUCGACCCGAAACAAAUCCACCUAGUGAGUGGAAAUUUAAGCAUCCUAAACCUCGUCACCACAAACUGAGUGUUCGUAAUACGGGGGUGAUGAGGAGUGGUAUCUUCAGGAUGGAGAACCUCCCCAUGCUCCUCCUCACUCAUGCAUGUACAUUCUUCCUUGGAGCUGCAACCAUGUUCAUAUAUCUUAAAAAGUACUGCAACUGGUCGGCCCCCAAGAUUGUGGUUGUCCCACUUGCAAUGGACUAGAGACACUACUCACUAGAUACAAGGAGGAUUUAUAAAGAUUAGCCAGAUUACAGUGUUCUCCACAAGGCUAUUUGUCAGGGUGGCCCACCCUACCUUGGCAGCUUACCACCCUACCUUGGAAGAGCCACCCUACCUUGCUCUAGAACUUUGUAGAGGGUUCCUAUAGGGCCACCCUACCUCAAAUUGCUGGCCAGCCUACCUUGUGUUGCACACUGGUAAAAUGUCAUGCAAAUCAAGGGUGUCACCCUACCUUGAGAAAACCCUGUGGAGAACACUGAGAUUAAUCUGGGAAGUGAAACUGUAAAUGCUCCCAUGUUUUUUGGGUCAUGAUGUUUUCCUUGCAAAAGAAUACGAAUUUAUCUUUCAAUAAUUUCCAUGGCUUGCUGGCUUUUCAGAAAUCAAAUCAUUUUUACAUUGGUCAUAUUCAAACCAUUGACUUCUUGUUAGGCUAAACCUAUUUCUGUAAAAAAAAUCUCUGAUGCUGGCUCAAACGUAUCUUUCAGCUGGAAAGCAAAGUGAAAAGGUCGGAAAUUCCUGUGUAAGUUUUAUAGUUUGUUUUAAGCAGAAUUGACGUCAUUGCUUACUUUUACCAAAGAAGUGUAAGAAGUUUACUGUAGUUUUAUUCUUGCUCCCCAAAAGUGUAGCUCAUGACAACAUGUAAGGGUUAACCCUUUGAAGUCUGAUCUCGACUUUAAUCGCCAAAGAAAAUCCUCUCGAUUUGCCCAGUCUUGACUCUAGUCAAAACUGUGGAAACUUGGGCUGAAAAGGGUUAAAAAAAGAAAAAAAUAUUAAGCAAUGAUUGGACAUUACAUAACACACCAUCAUGGGAAUAAUAUUAUGAUUGAUUAUUGUGAAGUUAAACUUUAUAUAAAUCAUGUUUAUUGAAGCCAGUUCUCGCCUGCUGGAUAUUACUAAUUUGACCCCUUGCUCCUGCCUGUCGUCUGUCAUUCAGUUAGGUUUGUCACCUUUCUGUUGCCAAAGGUCAUCUUCAUCAUCAGGUGUCAGUCUUAAUUGUUUGUCAAUUUGCAAGCCAUUCACCAGGUGGGUGAAUGCAAUGUCUUUCAUGAUUGCAAAUUCAGGAGAGAACUGCAUUUUUAAUCGAUUUAAGUGUCACUGGUCUGGUGCAAUUUAUGAAAUGGGCUGCUGUCUUUCAAAUACUUCAUAAACUUCAUGAAAGUUUGUACUGCAUCAGUAUGCAAAUAUUGUCAUCAAAAAUACAUAUGAUUCAUUCCAAGGCUUCAUUUUGUAAUUACAACUUAUUGCUUUUAGGCUUUUAGGCUUUUACAAUCAGUUUCAAGGCAUUCAAAAAAGCAUGCAUUUUAAAUUAGGAAAACGUGGGUCCAAACCUACAUUCACUUUUCAGAUCUGUAGAGGCCAGCUUCCCCAGAUUACAUAAACCUACCUUGAUGGGCAUAAAUGAUUUAGAUUUAUUAUUUAUGGUAGAAAACAGGCUUAUCUCACUCAGAGGCACCAUGGGCAAAAGGGGUUAAUGUGAGGAGACCAUGCAUUAUAACACUUUUGGCAUUGCUUCAUAGUAAAUUAGAAGCUAUAGGCUUUCCAUUGGUGCCAUUGUGACGCCCAUGCUGCUACGCAUGACUGAGCACCAAGGCUUUGCAAAAGACAUGCAUAUUUUUAUCUUGUUCCAAGUUGGGAAAAUCCAUCCUGAGGUUAUGCAGGAUUAUGUGGGCACAAAAGCAUUCAUGUUUAAAUAACCAAUGACAGCUUAUCCUCUUUCAGAUACAUAUUCCCUGAAAAAUCCAGAAUUUUACAGAUUAAGCCCCUCCACCCUCCACGUGGCCUCCUCCUCUUUCAAUGCACAAUCGACAACUUCGUCAUAUGUCCUGCAUAGCUCGUUGCACCAUCUCCGGGUCGUUCCUCAAAGCAUCAACCUCUGACGUCAACUAGGUCGUGCACUGGAGUCUCGUAAACCUUAUUCUUCAGGUGCCCCAAAGAAAAAAAAAUCUGGUGACCUUGGGGGCCAUUCCACUGGCCUGUUCAGUGCAAUCACUCGGUUUCCGAAUAAGGCUGCCAAUGUGUCCUGAACUGCACGAAGACGAUGUGCUAGCGCACCAUCCUGUGCCCACCAAAGCUGCCUGAAAGUACCCUGCACCUGCCAUUCAAAGUGCUGUUCGAGGUAAGGGAUGACAUCAUCUUCGAUCAUUUGAAGGUAGAUGAUUUGAUGGCGAUGAUGCGCAUAGUAUGGAUGCUGAUGAAGAUCAACCCUUGUUAUGCGAUUAAAUGAGGAGUGUGAUAAUCCUAAUCCAUUUCUUCUUGCACUUAAGUUUCGAGGAUAAGUCUCAAGUUGCCGACGGUCUGCUUCAAUGUUUUGAUCAGUUCGCAGUGUCCUGGGUCUCCCAGAAUGGCCCUUAUUCCUGUUUAGACUUGUACAAUGCUGUUCAUAUUUCCGGAACGAGUUUACAAUCCCCGAUCACACCCCAAAAAAAAGGUCAUCGGUUGACUAACGAAGCACCACUGGUCAAUGGAUUUAUAGUUGAAUGCGAUCAAACUACGUCAUUUCCGAUCAGAGAUUGUAAAUUUUAACCAUAUUUCCUGACAUUGGCCCAAAUGGUCUUCUUGAAAGGAGGAUCCCGAUCUUGAAAAAAUAUCCCUGAAAGCAUCUUUUCACCACAAAAACUCUCUGCUCUGUUCUAAGCUGAACCAUCUUUGCAAACUCUGCCACACACACUGCCUUGAGCACUUGCAUUAUGCUUGGAAUAAACCAAUACCUACGGGUCCCUCAGUAAUGACAUAAUAGUCUUACAUUCAAUGAGACCCUAAACCAUGUCAAUGAUGUGUGACACAAACUUAUAGAAUUUCCCAACGUGGAACAAGGUAAAAUGUGCAUGUCUUUUUCAGGGCCUUGGUGCUCAGUCAUGCGUAGCAGCAUAGGCGUCGCAAUGGCAUUAACGGAAAUCUCAUAGCUUCCACUCUACUAUGAUGCAAUGCCAAAAGUGUUAAAAUGCAUGAUCUCAUCACAUUAACCCUUUUCGCCAGGAUUACCUUUUUCUGGGACACCCUGUAUAUGUUGGUAAUACAUUUAUAGGGUCUAAAUCCAACCGUUGGGAGAUUAUGUCACAGUAUGUGUGUUGAAAUGAUCAGGUGUCGGCUCUGAUUUGUAUUACUUUAUGAUCAUGUAAAAGGACUGUGUCAUGCCACAGUCUAAAACACAAUUGUCCACAACUCUUUUUUCAUGAAUUGACGUGCUACCAAGUGUGUAAGUCGUGCAUAUUACACACGAAACAUAGAGAGAUAAGCGUAUCAUGUUGGGUCAAUGGCGCGAAACUGGCACAUACGUUGCGUCUAAUUGAUGCAAAGCAGGGAGGAUAUCAUUUGUGACUUGGACAGUAGUGGUAAAGGAUCUGGUUUGCAUUUAAUGUUGAUAGGGGUGGUAAUAUAAAAAGCAUUUUUUGUCGGGUUCAUACGAAUAUAAGCAUUGUAAAUAUAUUGUAGAUUGGUUUUAAUUCACAGGAAUUUCAUGUGAGUCACGCUACACGUACCCGUUAUUGUGAGUCGGUGUAUAAAUGUAUGUCACUAUUCCUAUUUCAAUGGCUGGUCCUCUGAAAACACAUUCGGUGUAAAAAUGUGAAAUCUAAAAUCACGAUGGUAAUCUUUCUAAAAUGUCUGAACAUUUUGAAUCAUAGCAAAAUGUUUGAACAACGUUUUCCAUGUUUUGAUCAUACAAAUGGUAUUUUUGUGUUGAGUAAAGAAGUCAUGGACAUCGCUGAAAGAAAGAAUAUGUUUUAGGGUCCAAGUGCCAGACAGGCGAAUGAAAUUAUCAUACGUAAUGCUAAAUGAUGAUAGCCGCUGUAUCAAUUUUCAAAUUCAAUGUGAUGUCAUAAAUAUGAGUCUAUUUAUUAGACUUGCAAAGAAAUCUUGUAAUUAACAAAUAUUUCAGAGUCUAAUUUCAGAAUUCUAAUAGGGUGUGCAGAAAAGAUGACAUUGCAAUCAUCCUUACCAAAGCAGGGUCUGCAACUCUUCAGUGUGUUGCCGAAACUUAUACCAUUAGAAGACUCCCUUGUAACAGCUCUCUAGCAUGGCUACAAACACAAAAUCACCAUUCACACGAUCAUCAACAUCAUUCAAACAUUCAUGAAAUUUUUAUUUUCAAAAUUGCCAGCUGUUAGAAAUGUCGACAGACAUAGAUUUUAUGUAGAAUUAAAUAUGUGCAAGGAGAACGAGACUUUACUGUACAGGGUGUUUCAAAAAUAAGGAAACCGAGAUUAAUUUGUUAAUUUCUUGGAAAUAACGUAAUAUUUUGGAAAUUGGCAACCACCAUGCAUUACCUAUUGAUGUCCUCUUUCUUAUGACACCAAGAAAUCCUAUUUACUGUCACAGAUUAGUGAGCACAAACCAGUUCAAUCAACCAUGUCAGAACUGAUUUUGCACUGUUCUUCUCACAUUGAAAACAGAUUACGCUUGCCAGCAGUUUAUAAGGUCUUUUAAAAAAAUUAUAAUUCAUUACCUUAGGACAUCAAAAACCUUUCUCAUUUGGCCUGAAAACUGUUUUGUACUUAAUUGUAUUUCAGUUGCAGCUAAUUUCCAAUUUGCCUAACUUGGCCAAGUGUCUCAGUAUCCAUUAUAGGGGUCUCACUAAUCAGUAGCAGUUACAUAACAAAUUAUCUCUGGAAAGAAAAGUUGUCUUUAUUUUUCUUUACUGUCUUUAGUCAUUGCAGUCAGGUGGUCCAGACAGAAAAAGUUGUGUCAGUCACUUUCUCUUCUGGUGGUUCGUCAAGAAAAUACUUUUUGGUACAAACUGUUUGAUGUGUGAUGAUUAUUGUGUCUUCCUAUGGCUUUGAGAUAUUUCUGUUGUGACUGAAAGGCUUAAGUGUACACUGUAGUUAGACUGUAAGCAAUAAUUUUUAGUUGUUGUGUCUCUGAGAAAAGUAAUUCAUUGCUGACCAUAUGAACAUGGGAGGCAAAUAGGUAUAUUUUACUCUCUUCACUUCACUCAUUUGUCAGUGAGAGUGCUUGGGAUCACUGUUGACAGCUUAAGUUUCAUCAAAAAUUGGAAGUGCAAAUUGGGCCAGGCAUUUUAGAAUGAACAUUUGGUGUUCUCGGUCUCAUAUUAUAAUCAUCGGUAGAGAGAAAAGGGAAUUGGAUGUUGAAAACCAACAGCGUGUCGACAUCUGAAUCGGCAGUGCUGAUUUUCAAUAGGGUAUGCAUCCAAUUCGAUGUCCACUCUCUAGCACUUCAGUGAAGCACUCUGGUGAAAGUCUGUAAAAUGUAGUGGCAGUCGUAGCUUUGCUGGUACCCUAUUCACAUGCUCAGCUUCCUCAUGUUUGGAAACAAGGAAAAAAGCAUUUUUGUCAUGUGAAUCAACAGGUUUUUCCGGAAUUCAUCAGAACUUUAGUGCUGCCAUCUCAAGUGAGUUUUUUUAACUGAGGUUGCCAUCUGCUUCUUCAUUCCUUUGAAAAAGAAAGAAAGUGGUUCAGGUAAAAGAGAUGCACAUGGUGUGCAGUCUAUUAAUUUUCGGCAAUUGGUACUUGCAGCCAUGUUGGUUGAAAAUGCAGCCUUGUAAUUUUGUUCCAUAUCUAUUUUCAAUGGAGCAGUGCAGGCCCUUCAGAAAAAGAAAUUUGAACUGACCGGUUUUUGGAUAAGGUAUUAGGUAAAAUGGGGUAAUUGUAGCCCCGGUCUAAUUGUAGCCCCUGACUGUGUUUUUGAUUUAUAUAUUCCAGUAACCAUUGAAUUAUUCAGCCAAUCCAAGCAUGGAUAUGAAAGAGGUGAUUCUUGAGUAUCACAACAUAAAUAGUUUUGGAUUAUGCAACAUGUUAUAUAAGAGCUUUCUCUAUAAGAAGUAAAUAAAGCAGACACAUGCACAAAAAAAGUUGGGAUCUACCUUUUUGGAGGUAUGAACUUUCCACACUUACAGAGCAUUAUUUGAAACUUGGUUCAGGUGAUCAGUACUGAGUGUAGAGAAUGUUGUAUGUAGCAUUUGAUGUCAUUAUUAAAAGUAAAUUUUUCAGAGACACUUUUCUGACCAAGGUACCCUCGGGGUAUUUGUAGCCCGUUGGUUUGGGGUAUUUGUAGCCCAUAUAAAAAGCUCAAUAUAUCCUCUCGUGAAUCAUGAAGAUGCUAGGUUUCUUUAUUCUUUUACUGAAUUAUAUUAUUCGAUCAUAAAUCUAUCUGAUUUAGAUACAAUAGAUACAAUGGUAACCAUUUAUGAACCAACAAUGAUACAUUUGAGGUUUCAUACUAGUUUAUCCAACAUUAUUUCGAAAUAAUGUCGAUAUUUUCAAAGUUACUGGUGUAUUUAGUUAAAGCCACACCAUUGACUAGAUAGCAGCAUUUCUCAUGGUACAUGUACAUUGCAUUACCAUUAAGUGUGCCAGCUAUAAUUGGGGUUGAUACAUGACCCCUCCCUGAAACUAAAGUUUUUAAUGGUGCACGACGAGACCGUCAGUCAGUUCAGAAUAUCACAAGCUGUUGUCUGUCACAAGGUGUAAUGUACAGAGGUGAUAAAUCAGACUUUGUGUUUUUACACCAAUUUAAAAUCAGUCUGAUUUGUGACGAUUAAUUGUUUAAAUUGUUGGUAUGUGAUUACAUCGAACAUCACUGAAUUUGUUCAAUUGUUUGAUACCAGCGAAAUCACGUCAUCAACCUAGAUUGUAAUAAUACUAAAUGUUUUAUUUCCAAUAAAGACCAUACACCUGUGAAAAAAGGGUUCAUAUACAUAAAAAAAAAGCAAUUUGAAAUUUCAAUCAGGGGCUACAAUUACCCCAAUGCCACAGGGUAAUUGUAGCCCCUGACCACAAGUCUUGUAUUGUCUCUCAGAAGCACUGUUUUAGAUAAAAUGCUCUGAGUUACAAGCAUUAUGAUUGGAAGAGGUGCCAAUACAAAACCCAGGCCAGUUUUUGUGAGUCUGCUGGGAUAUCUCUUGCGUAACUUAUAGCUGAACAAGGGUCUACAAUUACACCAUUUUACCUUUCAUUCUGUAAUUUGUCAGCAUUUUCUGAAUAACUUUUUAAUGAUCUGAAUAUAUUUCUUGCUUUUUACAUGUUGAUGGAAUUUUCAAUGUUUUCAAAAUUUUUAUCAAGUUUGGUGAUAGUUUAAAUCUUUCCCGUGUUCUAAUUUUGUACUUUGCCUAUUAUCUGGGACUCCCUGUGAAAGGUUUGAAUUACAGUGUAUUCAUGUAAACAUGUGAGUGAACGGUUAUACUGUCAAUCCCUUGAUUUUAGUGAUCGUGAUACUGUCAAUUUUUUCGUGGAUGGGUCUCCAAACAUCUGCAGUGUCAGUGUAAAAGAAUGUAAAAAGUGUAAACCUUGGUGACCAAAAGUAAGUUGAUACAAGUGACAAAUAGCAACUUGUGUAUUAAAUAUAAAAUCUAAAAUAUGUAAACCUUUCUCAUAUUGUUGUGAUGUAUACCCUGUCUCCAGUUUUGUUAUUGUCGAACGGCGAAAAUGAAAGUGCAUGCAUGAAUAACCUGUGGGGACAAGGUAGCACGAUACAACAGUCUUUGUGUUCAAAUAAUCAGCAGACUUUGAUCAUAUCAUAUACAUGUACAAAUGCACAUAUAUAUUUCUCACAGGGUACUGUUAGUAGAGAGGUUAAGAUUUGAUCCGAGAACGAGAACGAGGUGACGUCGUCCUCGUUGUCGUUGGUCACGACGUUGAAAUGCGGUUAAGAAAAAUUACGUCCGAGUUGCUAGUCUGAUGCUUCGUUGGUAGAUGGCGCGCCGAUUUGUAAACAGCAGACGACGCAAAAUUACUUCCGGGUUUACGCUCUCGCAUACAAAACCGCUUUAUUUAAGUAGACUGUCAUGAAAUUAGCAGCUUUAUGAACCAUUUUAGACGAGAAUCCCAACGAUGAGGACAAUAUCCUUCUUGGCCUGGCGUUGGGUUUUUAGCUCACCUCUUAGCAGAGGUGAGCUUAUCCCAUACCGUGGCGUCCGUCGUCUGUCGUCGUCGUCGUCGUCGUCGUCCGUCUUCCGUUAGCAGGGCACGUUUCGUAACUGUUAGAGCUAUUGAGUUGAAACUUGGUACACAUGUACCCUUAUGUAAUGACACCUUAGAGACCAAGUUUCGGUCCGAUUCGUUUCAUGGUUUGGCCACCAGGGGGCCAAACGUUAAAAGUGAAAAUAUGCAAUAUCUCCUUUAAUAGUAGUCAGGAAAUUUUGAAAAAAAUAUGGUAGGUACUUCUAGCAAAGGUGCAUCAUAUAUCCGCCGGGUUUUUGAUUUGACCUCCUUUUCAAGGUCACAGAGGUCAAAUGGUGUAAAUUGGCCGUUAGGAUGUAACGAUGGCACGUUUCUAAACUGCAAUGACUAUUGAUACCAAAUUUGGUACACAUUUACCCCUUAGUCAGGUGAUCUCAGGGACCGAAGUUUGGUCCAGUUUGAUUCACCACUUGACCACCAGGGGGCAAAAUCCAAAAACCUUAAAAAUGUGAUUAUUCCUUAACUUCUUGCCCGAUUGCCACCAAUUUGAUAUCAUGGGUACAUCUAACCACCAUACAGUAUAUGUCACACAGGUUUUUAAUUUAACCUUCUUGUCAAGGUCACAGAGGUCAAAUGGCGUAAAUUCGCCGUCAGGCCGUAACUAUGGCACGUUUCUUAACUGCAAUGACUAUUGAUCACAAAUUAAGUACACAUGUACCCCUUGGUCAGGUGAUCUCAGGUACCGAAGUUUGGUGCGAUCUGAUUUGCCGUUUGGCCUCCAGGGAGGGGGCCAAAUCCUAAAUUCUUCAAAAUGCCAUUAUUCCUAGUAAUGACUUGCCCGAUUGGCACCAAUUUUAUAUCAUAGGUACAUCUAAUUCUAACAACCAUUCAAUGUGUCACCCGGGUCUUUUUUGAUUUGACCUACUUUUCAAGGUCACAGAGGUCGAAUGUACUGUAAAUUGGCCAUUUUGGGGAAAUUGUAAUUGCUUGGACCUACAUCAAACCUAACACUACAUGACACAAUACCAUGCUCUUUAUCCAUCUUUCCACCACAUGAGGUGAGCACAAUGGCCCUGGCCAUUUCAUUUGAUGAUAGACUCAAGAAUGAUGCCAGCCACAUCGGUAACAGGAGAUUUCAUAGAUUCGACCUGGACAAUUUCUCAGAGGCUGAGUGCAAGCAUUUCUUUCGGUUCCAAAAACAUGACAUCCCUCGACUGUCUCAUGCCCUUUUGAUCCCAGAUCAGGUAGUGACAAAGACUGGAACGAGUGCCACCGGUGAAGAAUCCAUGGCAAUCACACUCCGCCGCCUGGCUUAUCCCAACAGAUUGGUAGAUUCCAUUCGGUACUUCGGGCGUGCAAAGGAGGAACUCUCCGUGAUAUUUUGGUAUGCCAGCAAAAACACACGAUAUUUUCGUUCAACUACGCCUCAUGUCCUUCAGACUUCGCACGUGUGUUCGGUACAUGCUAGGUAAACACAUCACAGUAACAAAAUUUAUCUUUAUCGAUGGGAAAUACUGAUAAUUCAAACUCGGAAAGCACUUACGACUUCGACGGCCUCAAGUCGUUUUCACGUCCGAGAUCGAAAACAGACGUGGAGAAACCCCACUGAAAAUGAUGACGUCACGCACAAAAAGGGAAUCACCUCGUUCUCGGAGUCGAGGCCGAUCUUAACCUCCCUAAUGUAAGUGUUGCCACAUGUACCAUUAAAAAGUCUUUAUCAAUUCUUGGUAUUAUCUACAGGGUGAAUCAGAAAAAAGUAGACUGUCGAAAAAAUCAUCAUGAAAUUAACAUAGGGAGGAGAUUUGAAAAACUGGCUACACCCCUUUGUAGAGGGUGUGAUUCUUUAUCGAAUUAUACCAGUGUCAUCGUUUAUUGAUUUAUACCGGUGUCAUCAUUAACACUUUACGUUGCAAUGAGCUGGUACAGAUUGAAAUUUGAAAAAUAAACUUCUGUUGCACAUGGCAGUGCAAGGGUUAGCAUCGAUAUACAGAUUUCACAUCCAAGACCGAUUUGAAUCUAUCAUGCCAAACGCAAGGGGUCAAUGUUGUCAGUGAGCACUCUAAGCUUGUUUUGAGCUGACGGAUAUAUUGGAAAUUUUUUAAAAGUACGUUAUUACAUGUGAACCCCCUAUGACCGACAAAGAUUUCACAUAUCCUUGAGAAACUGAAAAUUAAUAGCAGACUUUGCUUGAGUCAGGAUUGAAAUUUUCACACUUCAAUUAUGUAAGCUGACUGACCUGUUUAAAUUUCCAAAGGUCAGCUCAAAACAAGCUUGAAGAGUGCUCACUGACAACGUUAACCCCUUGCAUUUGGCAUGAUAGACUCAAAUCUGUCUAGAAUGUGAAAUCUUUGUAUUGAUAGUAGGGGGUUAACGUGCAAUUAUUUUUUUCCUGUUUUAUGCAUACAUGUGAAACACCAAUGGAACUUGUCUUUCAUGGUGACAGAUCUCAGGUUAACCCUUCCACUGCCAUGCGCAACAGACUUUUAUUUUUUAUUUUUCAAAAUUCAAACUGUCCCAGCUCAUUGCAAAGUAAAGUGUUAACGAUGACACUGGUAUAAUUCUAUGCAGCAUCACACCCUCUACAAAGGGUUGUAGCCACUUUUUCAAAACUCCUCCCUAUGUUAAUUUUAUGAUGAUUUUUCGACAGUACUCUUUUCUGAUACACCCUGUAUAUUUAAUAUUCCUACUUUGUAUCAACAGUCUAUAGUCAUAGUUCCACCUAUCAUAAAACCCCGUGUUUUUUCAAGACCCGUGUCUUCGCCGUGUGUCAAAAAUCCCGGGGCGCACUUACACCUAUCAGUGGUGUUAGAUAAUGGUUAAUAGCCCCGGCGACAGGUGCGCUGUAGGUAGGGAGCUCUCCUGUGUUUCUUUCCCGUUGGAGGGGGCGCAAUACCGAGGCAACUACACUGCGCCAUCUGUCGUUGGAUCUUAGAACUUGCAAUUGCCGUGUCUAUUCAGAUUCCACCUAUCAAAAAACCUGUGUUGAACACGGGUCUAAAUUAGCCCCCGAUUAGCCCCAUCAAGCUCGAUGGGGCUAAUAGACACAGGGAUUUGACACACAGGUCUAUUUAGACACGGCAAUUCAUAGGUGUAAGCGCAAAAGACACGGGGAUUUGAUAGGUGGAAGUACGACUUAUACUUUUCUAAAUUCUUGUUUUGUAAUCCCUUGCCACCAUACAUUUGAAAACAUUAAAGUGAACUUUUCCCGCUGUAAAAAAGUACCUCCAAAUCAAUAUGUUUUGCUGUGAAAAUGCUGCCCCCUUCCUCCUAUUUCUUAAAGAUAUACCUUGGGAACUCACACAUGACUCUACAUUGUAGCUGUGGUGUAAUAGAGACUCUUAUUAUUUAUGAAAGAAAUGCUCAGACAACACAAGUUUUAUCUUUUGUGAAUGGCAGAAAUUCAUAUUUGGCUAACCGGAGAAGUUCACUUCUAAUUAUUUGCACAUCGACUCACCAGUGUUGAUCGCUAUGGUAGGAGGGGCUUAGGCUUAAUACAGUAUUUUCAGAAAUUGGCCUCAGUUUACGAUCAAACCGUGCGAAAUGAGUUACAGGCUGAAAGAGUUAAAUAUUGUGUUUUAUUCAAGUUCACUGUGUCAUCAUUCAGACUACUGCAUCGUCUGAGGAAUUUAUUUUAUGUGGUCCUGUACAUAUUAGCAAGUCUGUCAUUAUGAAUAAAUGUAUCUAUAUGGGA